Molecule: messenger RNA, 579 nt
Organism: Knipowitschia caucasica
Lineage: Eukaryota; Metazoa; Chordata; Actinopteri; Gobiiformes; Gobiidae
Source: the annotation of a GenBank genome assembly
AUGUGGAGCGAUUUUGAGCCGCAAGCGGCGUCGAACGGCCCUCGCCACACCGCGCGACACCCCGCACCACGCGCCUUGCCGCUCCGCUACGACUCCCCGCUCCGCUACGACUCCCCGCUCCGCUACGACUCCCCGCUCCGCUACGACUCCCCACUCCGCUACGACUCCCUGCACCGCGCUCCGCUACGACUCCCCGCACUGCGCUCCGCUACGACUCCCCGCACUGCGCACCGCUACAACUCCCCGCACCGCUACGACUCCCCGCACCGCUACGACUCCCCGCACCGCUACGACUCCCCGCACCGCGCGCCACUACGACUCCCCACUCCGCUACAACUCCCCGCUCCGCUACGACUCCCUGCACCGCGCGCUUCUACGACUCUCCGUUCCGCUACAACUCCCCGCACCGCUACGACUCUCCGCAGCGCUACGACUCCCCGCAGCACUACGACUCCCCGCACCGCUACGAUUCCCCGUACCGCGCAACUCACUGCAACUCGCCGCAACCCGCAAUUCCCCUCCCGUGACUCCCCGCGUGACUCUCCGCUCCGCAGGUGGCGCCGCCGCGCCGCGCCAUGA